Messenger RNA from Pseudoliparis swirei, 2920 nucleotides. RefSeq names its product gap junction protein beta 7 (gene gjb7). Gene Ontology annotation, cellular component: connexin complex. NCBI's taxonomy places the organism in Eukaryota, Metazoa, Chordata, Actinopteri, Perciformes, Liparidae. The record is from RefSeq and is a predicted model, not a curated record. Gene Ontology annotation, biological process: cell communication.
UGUCCCAUGCAGGUGUGCAGACAAGCCGAGGACACGCAGACAAGACGACCGGCUGUUACACCAGAGGAGAAAUCCACCGACGAAGACUCCGGGGAAGAUGAACUGGGGCUUUCUGGAGAACAUCCUCAGCGGGGUGAACAAGUACUCCACUGUGAUCGGGCGCAUCUGGCUCACCGUGGUCUUCCUCUUCCGCAUCCUGGUGUACGUGGCGGCGGCGGAGCAGGUGUGGAAGGACGAGCAGAAGGACUUCGUGUGCAACACGCGGCAGCCCGGCUGCGAGAACGCCUGCUUCGACCGCUUCUUCCCCAUCUCGCAGGUGCGCCUCUGGGCCCUGCAGCUCAUCAUGGUGUCCACCCCGUCGCUGCUGGUGGCGCUGCACGUGGGCUACCGGGAGCACCGCGAGGCCAAGCACCACCGCAAGCUGUACAAGGACAAAGGGAGCAUCGACGGCGGCCUCUUCUGCACCUACGUCUUCAGCCUGCUGUGCAAGAUCACCUUCGCGGCCUUCCUUCAGGUGCCACGCUUCCAGGUGCCCCUCCUGCUGCGCUGCAGCGAGAGCCCGUGCCCCAACACGGAGGACUGCUUCAUCGGCAAGGCCACGGAGAAGAAGAUCUUCCUCUACAUCAUGGGCUGCACGUCCGUGCUGUGCAUCGGCCUGAACCUGGCGGAGCUGGCGUACAUCGUGUGGAAGCACGCGUGGAAGUGUUUCUCGCGCCGCUAUGCCCCGAUCGGGGGGGAAGGGCAGCGGCGGCGGCGGCCCGACAGCCGAGGCCGGUCGCCGGCGCUCGGCAGCCGAGGCCGGUCGCCGGCGCCUGGCAGCCGAGGCCGGUCGCCGGCGCCCGGCGGGGUCGAGGACGGGUCGGCCGAGGCGAACGCGGAGGACGGCCUCGCCGCCGGCGGGAAACCGGCCCGUCCGGUCCGAGAGGGCCACGCCCACGAGGGCUCGUGUUCCCAGGAGCCACCGGGACACGUAAACACGCUCGCCGCGGCAGCCGGGCCGAGAGACGCCGCGUGCGAGGCUUUAGAAACGGACCAAGUUUAGAUAUUAGACAGAAACACCGACGGGUCAACAGGAGGAAGUCAUUACAAAUAGCGUCAAAUUCAACACUUUACACCAAUGUUACACUUUUGUAUUCGUUUAAAACUUUUUUAUAAUCAUUCGUUUGUCUUCUGAGGCUGAGAGACAAUUAUAUUAAUAAUCUGGAUUCAGAGACUUAAAUAAACACGACAUUGUUUUGCGUGUUUACAAAGCACUGGAGGUCAAAUCAGAGAUGCAUUGUGGGAAAUUUGGGAUGCAGUAUUUGUCGAGUUCGGCCCUCACGAAGAACUUCAAGUGAUUCCCAAAAAACUAGCACAUUCCUGCUAUAAUAAACAAACAAACAAAAUAUUUAACAUAUAUAUACACAUAUAUAAACACACAUACAUAUAUAUACACCUAUAUAUAUGAAUACAGAUAUACAUAUAAAUGCACAUAUUUAAACACACGUAAAUAUCUAAAAAUAUAUAUUCAGAUAUUUAUAUAUGGUCAAUAGCUUUUUUGUUGAAAACAAUUAAUAUAUAUAAAUUAACUUACAUUAUUACGUCAAAUGAUGAAUGCCGCUGCUCAGCUCAACUGGAGUUUCUACCGGUUAUAAAAGAAGUGAAUGUUUAUUAGGAGUUAUUUGCUAAACUGUGUCUUUAUUUUGUGUCAAUUAAAACAAAAGGUUGGUUCUUUGACGGCCGAUCAAUAACUCGCACUGCGUGUGUGAAGCGAACACAUGUCGCUGUGCCUGGAAUGCGUCAUGAGAAGUAUUCUUCACAGAAAAGAGAAGUUGUCGAGAUAUCUAAAACAAAUGUAAUUCUGACUCAAAACACAGAAUUCAAUCUCAGGAAAUAAUUAAAAUAAAUUGAAAGAAAUCUACAUUACUUAAAUUAUUAUCAACAGCAGAAAGGAUAAAAUAGGUAAACCUUUCUUUAGAAGUUCGUGGACAUAAUUUAUAUCAAAAGUUGAGCUCAUGUCUUUGUAUUCGUCCAUUUUGUGUUCAUAAGUACUGAUGUAACAUUUUAGUUUGUAACUAUUCAAACGCUUCAAUUCUUCUGCUUAUUUAUAAUUGCAAUAAUAAAUGAUUCAUAUUUCCACCACUGAAUACUCUUUUAUUUUACACCUUUACAAUGUUUUUAAUUGCCAGUUAACCGGAAGACGAUGAAUAAACGAGACCGUCGCGACAUUUAAUGAGUUUUGAGAGUUAAAAGUUUACAAAAAAGGGAAAUGUGGGAAAUGUCUCCAUUUCCUAAAUUUGGAAAACAUUUGAAAUUAUUCUGACGAGCAUUUAAUUCAAAAUUAUCCAAUUUUCGACUUGAGAAAUAAUGCAACUCUGCAGAAUGGAGCCCAUUUGUUUUCAAUAUUUCUAAUAAUAUUUCCGUGCGUGCAGCAGCGGCCAAACUUCACACCAAAAACUGCACGAAAAAACUGAAAAUGAAGAACAAGUCGAGCUGGUUGUAAAAAAACUGUUCAUUUAAUAAGCCUGCUGGCGGCAGCGCGUGACUAAUAACCAACGCACAAUAAUCAACAUCUUUAAAAUCACAAGCUACACACACACACACACAUUACAACCCAUUUUUCAAAGUCUCAUUUUAGCCUCUACGUCCCACAGGGAUGAUUAAGACGCCAAAAAGUCGAUUUCACAUCAACACAUGUUCAGGUAACCUUUCCGCCCAUAAAUAAAAACAUGCUAUAUACUUUUGCAUAAAAAAAAAAAAAAAAGUACACAUAAUUCAGGAUCAUUUAAAACUUGUUUUGCUUUUUUCAUAAUUUUCAAUUUUUAAAUUUUUUUUUUUAAAUAGCUGAAUGUGUAGAAAAUAUUCCCCGUGUGGUGGACAGUCUGCAGCAGACGGGACUCAUUCUAGUCCUGAGGUUCUGCUUCGCAGCAAAAAAAACAAA